AUGGAGUACCACUGCAAACUGGUUGAGGCAGCUCGUACGGGCAACGUCGAAGCAUUACACGACCUGAUUAAAGAAAAUCCCUUUGUUCUCUCCGACUAUGCACUCGUCUCUCCGCAUGAGAAUCCACUGCACGUUGCUACAAAAGCAGGGCAGCUUGGUUUUGUGCGAGAAAUUAUUAGAUUAAAGACCGAAUCGGCGGAGGAACCAAACAGAGAAGGCUUCAGGCCGCUGGAUAUAGCUUCGGCGUUUGGGCAUGUAGAGAUAGUGAAAGAGCUUGUAACAAGUACCGGAAAUGAUAUAUGUCGUUUGAAGGGAAAAGAUGGAAAAACAGCUAUUCAUUAUGCUGCUAUCAGUGGCAGGCUUGAGGUUAUGGACGAGCUGCUUUCUUUCUCUGCGGAAUGUGUUACGGAUGUGACGGUUCUCGGAGAAACUGCGCUUCAUUUGGCUGUGAAAUACUAUAAAGUUGAGGCCUUGAGAAACUUAGUGGAAUGGCUGGAAAAGCUUGGAUUGGAAGAGAUAGUCAACUGGUUUGAUAAAGAUGGCAACUCAGUUUUGCACCUUGCAGUCUCUAAAAAACAACAUGAGAGUGUAGAUUUUCUACUUAACAACAACAGUACUAUUUCCAACACCCUCAAAUUGAACGAAACAAACACAUGGGGUCUAACAGCAAUGGACAUAAUGGACUUACUGAUGGAGAAUCCAAUUGAUGUCCAACUCCGGGAACGCCUCAGACUUGCUGGAGCCCUUAGGGCUCGGGAUAUAGCAAACUCCAUACCUUCCACACCUAUUAGUAAUCCUCCAGUACCACAAGUCACUGUCAAUGUCCACAACAAUCUUCCAAACCCUGUCGCCGCAAAAGUGGACUGGAUCAGGUAUUUUCAGUUUCAGAAGAAGCGGGACUCACCAAGUGACACCCGCAAUGCGCUUCUUGUUGUGGCUGCGCUGAUAGCCACUGUCACCUUCCAAGCAGGAGUAAAUCCUCCUGGCGGUUUUGUUGCGGAGAAAUCCCAGCCAAACGUUAAUUCAACCAACACUACUUCUUAUGCACCUCCACCGUCAUCUCCUGAUCAGUCGUAUAGUCCAGUUAGUACUGUAGGAUUGUCUGCAAUUUCUGCAGCUUUGGGCAGCAUCGCGACAUCAGAUUGGUUCUUGUUUGGGAACUCUUUGGGUUUUGCAGCAUCAGUCAAUGUCCUAAUCUAUCUCACGGCUGGGUUUCCUUUCCAAAGAGAGCUUCAAAUUUCCUUAUACUCAAUGAUGUUUGCUUAUGGUUGUUCAGUGAAUGAUAUUCAGCCAAAAGAAAUUGCUAGAUGUCUCAUUCUCGCAAUAGCUUUUCUUGUACCUAUUCUGGUAAGAUGGCCUCCGAGAUGGGCAGUAAAACUUUGGGGAUACUACAAGACUGAAGCUGGUACGGUAAAUGCACGAGGUUGAUACAUGUGUUCAAAAAUUUACAAUUUCUAUUAGAGGAACGUAGUAAAGGGGCGAUUAAUAAUUAUCAUCGUCUUAUAUAACUCUUGUCACACUCAGCAAAACAUGUUUUAUUUGUAAAGCCAUUGUCUCUUUUAUUUGCUUUCUGAUGGCAUCGUUUGUUGUCGUUUGUAAGUUUUGCUAUGAAUUGUAAUCGUUUGUAAUUUGUAUAUUCUUGUUGUUUAUUAUAGUUAUCGUCGUUUG
Morus notabilis is the source of this 1668-nucleotide messenger RNA. RefSeq names its product ankyrin repeat-containing protein BDA1. Lineage: Eukaryota; Viridiplantae; Streptophyta; Magnoliopsida; Rosales; Moraceae. Gene Ontology annotation, molecular function: protein binding. The coding region runs from base 1 to 1428 and encodes 475 amino acids. The record is from RefSeq and is a predicted model, not a curated record. The transcript is spliced from 2 exons.